CAGUCAGGCGAGGCUCCAGGCAGGCAAGGUCCUGGGUUUCCGUAUCCUGUUUUCAUCCGCUACAAUUCCACCCACCAUCUUCCACACCAGUGUGUUCUGUAGCAGCCUGCCUUUUAGAGUAUCUCCAUCCUAUGAAGGGCCAAGCUGUAAAGAUGGUGCACAUGACAGACGUUUUGGCUAUCUUGAAGAAUCCCCAGCUCUUCCACCUACAUGAUCAAGAAGAGAAUCCAGAAACCAUCCCCAUAAGAAGUCCAGGGGCUCUGAAAGCUUCUCAUCAAACAUUUAGGCAUUUUCAGUAUCUUCCAGUGACUGGGCCUCACCCAGCUGUGAGCCAAAUCCAGGAGCUCUGCCGGCAAUGGCUGCAGCCCGAGACCCACACCAAGCAGCAGAUGAUGGAACGACUGGUGCUGGAACAGUUUCUGAGCACCCUACCGGAGGAGGUGCAGACCUGGGUGAGGUCAAAGCAGCCUAAGAACAGCAAGGAGGCAGGAGCCCUGGUGGCUGGCUUGAUCCAAGCAUGUGGGGAGAAAGGUUUCCUUGCUCAGGACUUUGUCCUUGCCGAAAAGAGGAACACCAAAAAACAAAAGAAGGACACAGAGAUGUCUGAAAACCCCUUAUCUGCUGGACCCCAGGAGUUGGUGACUUUCCAGGAUGUGGCUGUGGACUUCAGCCUGGAGGAACUGACCUACCUUAGUGCUGCUCAGAGGAAUCUCUACCGGGAGGUGAUGCUGGAGAAUUACAGGAACCUGGUCUCCUUAGGGUACCAGUUCUCUAAACCCGACAUUAUCUCACAGCUGGAAGAGGAGGAGUCACAUGUGAUGGAGGAAGACAGGGAUACAGAGAUGCAUCACGAUGGGGAAAAAAGACCUAAAACCAAAGAUCUAACUCCAGAGCAAAGCCUGCCUGUGGAAAAGCCAUCCUUGGGGGUGGGAAUGGAGGAUUUACAGGUAGGUAACUUCUUCAGUGUCCACGAAGGAGAGUCUUCUCCUGAUGGUCCAACAGACUUGUACCAGGUCGACCAGGAGAAACUUUCAAGUUCUAUAAAGAUGAGUGAGCCCGAGACCCCUGCUCAGGAAAGAGGCCGUGACAGUGAUGGUUUUGAAAGAAGCUCAGAUCUCACUAAACAGUCAGAAGGUCCUCCAGGAAAGGACCCCCAGCAAUGUGCUACUCCUGGAAUUGUCACCAGCCCCCAGCCAGUGGUUGAUGAGCCUUUGCUCCAAGAGAACAGAGACAACAGAUGUGGAUUUUGCGAAAGAACUUUUAUCACCCAAAGAGCUCGUGAGAGACAUGAGCAGUUGCAUGCUGGGAAGAAACCCUUUGAAUGUAAACGAUGUGGAGAAGCCUUCAACCUCAUGCCACACCUCACCAGACGUCAGAGGACUCAUUCCAGUGAGAAGUCUCGUGGAUGCAGUAAAGGUGGAAAGUCUUUCACCCGGCACACAAACACCUGUCGCCGUGUAAGAAUUCAGGGUCAGGAAGACUACUUCGAAUGUUUCCAGUGUGGCAGAGCCUUUAUCCAGGAUGUGCAUCUUUUCCAACAUCUCAAAGCCCACGAGGCAGCCAAAGCUCUUCCCCCUAGGUUGCCCUGCACUAAGACGUAUUUCAUUCGCUAUCAGCGGAAACAUGACUAUGUUGGAGAGAGAGCCUGUCAGUGUUGUGACUGUGGCAAAGCCUUCAGCAGGACUUCACACCUCAUUCAACACUAUCGAAUUCACGCCCAAGAGAGGCCUUACCAGUGUAAGCUGUGCGGGAAAUGUUUCAGCCGACCCUCCUACCUCACUCAACAUUAUCAGCUCCAUUCUCAAGAGAAAGCUGAUGAGUGCAAUUCCCACUGA
Messenger RNA from Prionailurus viverrinus (fishing cat), 1835 nucleotides. It is a transcript of the gene ZIM2, whose product is annotated as zinc finger imprinted 2. Bases 132 to 1835 code for a protein of 567 amino acids. Gene Ontology annotation, molecular function: DNA-binding transcription repressor activity, RNA polymerase II-specific. Gene Ontology annotation, biological process: negative regulation of transcription by RNA polymerase II. The record is from RefSeq and is a predicted model, not a curated record. The transcript has 6 exons. Lineage: Eukaryota; Metazoa; Chordata; Mammalia; Carnivora; Felidae.